Molecule: messenger RNA, 858 nt
Organism: Fundulus heteroclitus (mummichog)
Lineage: Eukaryota; Metazoa; Chordata; Actinopteri; Cyprinodontiformes; Fundulidae
Product: ADP-ribosyl cyclase/cyclic ADP-ribose hydrolase 1
Exons: 8
Coding region: 27-839 (270 amino acids)
Biological process (GO): positive regulation of B cell proliferation
Cellular component (GO): plasma membrane
Molecular function (GO): NAD+ nucleosidase activity; phosphorus-oxygen lyase activity
Source: RefSeq, a predicted model, not a curated record
UGAACUUCCGCUGAAGUGGAGAAACCAUGGCGAGCGGGAAGGUUCGUGGAUCGGAAAAGAGACGCAGCUCAAUUACAGCUGUGCCCGUGCUUAUCAUCUCCAUCAUCUUAGGGGUGACUCUGAUUUGGAAUAAAGAUGAGUUUAAACAAACGUUCAUUCAAAGAUGUCAGAAGUUCAGUGGGUAUAACUGUCAAACCAUAUGGGAUGUGUUUCAACAAGCCUUUGUUAACCGAGAUCCUUGUGAAGUUCUCCCAAAGGCCUACGAUCCCCUCUUUUUGUUAGUUCCCUUGAAAGCUCCCUGCAACACAUUGAUGUUUUGGAGCGGAGCAAACUACGUGGCCCACAACUUCACUAAGAAAAACCACUGUUUUAAGACUAUGGAGGAUUUCAUGUUGGGAUCUGUCCUGAAUGACCAAAAAUGGUGUGGAAAGAAGGGCAGCAAUGAAACUUACAACACUGGUUGUCCAAAUGGGACAGCGUGUGACAAAUACCCUGUUGACUUCUUUUGGAGAAGAUCCUCGGCUGCGUUUGGAGAUGCUGCUUGUGGGAACGUCACCGUGAUGCUAAAUGGCUCGUACUCAUCACCGUUUAGGGAAACAAGUGUGUUUGCCACUGUUGAGCUGAAGAGAUUUGAGUUUCCAAGAGUGAAACACUUGACUGCUGUUCUGGUCAUCCAGGAGAACUCAGACACAGACUGCUCAAAUGAUUCUUUAAAAAAAUUGGAGAAGGAGCUGCGGGACAAAGGGAUCGGUUAUAGGUGCUCGGCAGUGACUCAGUCUCACCUCGAGAAGUGCGCCUCCGACCCAGACAAACCCUGUGGUGCCUGCUGGUCACAGUAAAAGAAGGCCCCUGUUUCUU